Molecule: messenger RNA, 1752 nt
Organism: Dermatophagoides pteronyssinus (European house dust mite)
Lineage: Eukaryota; Metazoa; Arthropoda; Arachnida; Sarcoptiformes; Pyroglyphidae
Product: tubulin alpha chain
Biological process (GO): microtubule-based process
Cellular component (GO): microtubule
Molecular function (GO): GTP binding; structural constituent of cytoskeleton
Source: RefSeq, a predicted model, not a curated record
UGCCAAAUCGAGCUGCCAUUUUUGUGCUGAUUGUCGUUUUGUUUCUUUCGAUUCAAUUCAUCUCGUUCGAUUGUAAAGGCUUCAUUGCUGCCUCUUUACAAUUUUCGAUCUAACAAAAAAACCGACUUUUUUUUACAAUCUUUAUCAUAAUUUUUCUUGAAAUUUACCUCAAAUUUUUUGAUUUUUUUCUUAAAUUAAUUAACUAAACAAAUCCGUAACCGAAAAUGCGUGAAUGUAUCUCAGUUCAUGUUGGUCAAGCUGGUGUCCAAAUUGGUAAUGCCUGUUGGGAAUUGUAUUGUUUAGAACAUGGUAUUCAGCCUGAUGGUCAAAUGCCAUCGGAUAAAACUAUUGGCACUGGUGAUGAUUCUUUCAAUACAUUUUUCUCCGAAACUGGAUCUGGCAAACAUGUUCCACGUGCUGUUUAUGUUGAUCUCGAACCAACCGUUGUUGAUGAAGUUCGAACUGGUACCUAUCGACAGCUAUUCCAUCCUGAACAAUUGAUUACUGGUAAAGAAGAUGCUGCCAAUAAUUAUGCUCGUGGUCACUAUACAAUCGGCAAAGAAAUUGUUGAUUUGGUUUUGGAUCGUAUCCGUAAAUUAUCGGAUCAAUGUACCGGAUUACAAGGCUUUUUGAUUUUCCAUAGUUUUGGCGGUGGUACUGGUUCUGGUUUCACUUCAUUGCUUAUGGAACGUUUAUCAGUUGAUUAUGGUAAAAAAUCUAAAUUGGAAUUUGCCGUAUAUCCAGCACCACAAGUAUCGACAGCUGUCGUUGAACCUUACAACAGUAUUCUUACCACUCACACUACCCUCGAACAUUCGGAUUGUGCUUUCAUGGUCGACAAUGAAGCCAUUUACGACAUCUGUCGACGAAAUUUGGAUAUUGAACGACCAACCUACACUAAUUUGAAUCGAUUGAUUGGACAAAUUGUAUCAUCAAUCACUGCUUCGCUUCGUUUUGAUGGUGCACUCAAUGUUGAUUUGACUGAAUUUCAAACCAAUUUGGUACCAUAUCCACGUAUUCAUUUCCCAUUGGUAACCUAUGCACCGGUUAUUUCGGCCGAAAAAGCCUAUCAUGAACAAUUGACUGUAUCGGAAAUCACCAACACUUGUUUCGAACCAGCCAAUCAAAUGGUUAAAUGCGAUCCACGUCAUGGUAAAUACAUGGCCUGUUGCUUAUUGUAUCGUGGUGAUGUUGUACCAAAAGAUGUGAAUGCUGCUAUCGCUUCAAUCAAAACAAAACGAUCCAUUCAAUUUGUUGAUUGGUGCCCAACUGGUUUCAAAGUUGGUAUCAAUUAUCAACCACCAACUGUUGUACCAGGUGGUGAUUUGGCUAAAGUACAACGUGCUGUUUGUAUGUUGUCCAACACUACUGCCAUCGCUGAAGCUUGGGCUCGAUUGGAUCAUAAAUUUGAUUUGAUGUACGCUAAACGUGCUUUCGUUCAUUGGUAUGUUGGUGAAGGUAUGGAAGAAGGUGAAUUUAGCGAAGCUCGUGAAGAUUUGGCUGCUCUUGAAAAAGAUUAUGAAGAAGUUGGUUUGGAUUCUACUGAAGCCGAUGAUACUGCUGGCGAAGAAUUCUAAAAUGUGUGAGCGACCAUCACCACAGUAAAGAAAAAGACCACCAUUUUUUUUAAAAAAAAAACAUCCAAUUUUAAUCCAUUUUUUUCAAAAAUCCUUUUUAUCAAUUUAGACAAUUUGAUUUGUAUUUUCGAUUAGUAUUUCUUGAUCAUUAAAAACAAUAUGGUGUGUCUAUCAA